AUGAGUACCAACGACAUGCUCGGUGUACCGCCGCUCUCAGGAACUUCGCAGCGGCUUAGUAAUGGGGAUGCUCAGCCCCCUUUGGCUGAGGCACCACUCACGGUUGGUGAACAGCGGGAGGCGGCUGUUACCCCACGCACGCCCUCGGUAGACCAGCAAGCAUCGCCCAAUUGCCCACACGCAUCCUCUGGGCUGGUGGAUGCACAAGACACCCGAGAGGUAGAUGGGCGUGGGCAGGAACCAAGUGAUCCGGGGAUGGACAGGGCAGUGGCGGCGUGGGAGGCGCAACGCCGGCACUUGCAGGAGCUGCAUAAUAGGCGGCGGCGCGAGCUUCCACUUGGUGCCACGGCAACAGAGUCGCCCGGCACUCUUGGAGCUUCAGUGGGUCCUAGCAGGGCUCCACUUGGACCGCGCUUGGCACGACGGCAGGAGCUGAGGCGUUUGUUGGUAGCUGGCACGGGCGGUCGGCAAGAGUGGGCGACGGCAGAGCAGGCGGAGUCGACAGCGGGGAGGCAGGAGGUGCAGGGGGCCCUGCUGGCGGAUGAGGGCCGGGAGUGCAGGGCAGGUGGGCAGCAGGGGGUGACGGAUGCAGGCCUGCCGGAAAAGGUGCUGAGGAGGCAGCCGAGCCGUCUGGCGGAGGGCCAGCUGGGCCUGCCGACAAAGGUCCAGGGGGAGUUACUCGAGGAGGAGCAUUGGGAGCGUGGGGAACAGGGACGGAAACCAGGGAGGGAGCAACCGGAAACGCUGUCGGCGAUGCAGCAGGGUCUGCCGGUGGCUGCAGGGGAGACUAGAGACAUCAAUCCCUUCCCGAAGGCACGAACGGGGGCGUCUCUAAAGGGAUGGGCUGGAGCUAUAGGGGAAACGGAUCAGAGAGGGCAGCAGCUGCGUGAGCUGGGCGCUCAGGCGCAGGGGCCCUUGGACGACCAACUGCCACGAGGCAAGGGCAGGAGGCGACGCGGAGGCCAGGGCAAGCAGCGGUCGGGCAAUCAGCAGGAUCAGCAGGCAGAGGGCGAGUUGGGGCGGCCGCUUACGAGCCAACGUCCGGGAGGCCAGCUGGUGCGACGGCGGCCACUGUCAGGGGAACAGGGAGUGACUGCAGCACCUGAGGGCGUGCAGCAGGCAGGGGGACAACAGGGAGUGACUGCAGCACCCCAGGGCGUGCAGCAGGCAGGGGGACGACAGGGAGUGACUGCAGCACCUGAGGGCGUGCAGCAGGCAGGGGGACAGCAGGGAGUGAUUGCAGCACCUCAAGGCGUGCAGCAGGCAGCGGGACAGCAGGGAGUGACUGCAGCACCCAAGGGCAUGCAGCAAACAGCGGGACAGCAGGGAGUGACUGCAGCACCUGAGGGCGUGCAGCAGGCAGGGGGACAGCAGGGACUGAUUGCAGCACCUCAAGGCGUGCAGCAGGCAGCGGGACAGCAGGGAGUGACUGCAGCACCCCAGGGCGUGCAGCAGGCAGCGGGACAGCAGGGGGUGACUGCAGCACCUCAGGGCGUGCAGCACGCAGGGGGGCAGCUGGGGGCGAGGGCAGCACUUCAGGGCGUGCGGCAGCGGCAGCAGCAGCAGCAGCAGCAGCAGCCCCCCCCGAUCCCUCCGGAAAGCCCCACACCGGGGGUUGCGGAGAAUUCAGCCACUCCUGACACGGCUCCACUUGCUCCAACUUGUGUCCCUUGCGAGUUCUGCUUUCACACAUUUCCGCCUGGUGGUGCGGCCUCCCGCCACAUAGUUGCAUGUAAAGCGGCAGAUGCUCAGCGGCGGGCUCAGGCCCUUACUUCCUCCCCGAACCUGAGCGAGGUCUUCGGGGCAGAUCCAGUACCUCCGCGGGAUAUCGGCGAGGAGGUGUGGGGGGCGGUGCCUUCGUGGGACUGGGAGACUUUUUUUCAGUAUUCAUUCUGUGUCGGGAGAGCUUCUUCGUCGGGUCCCGCAGCGGGCGCGACUGGGGGUGCUUGA
Messenger RNA from Closterium sp. Naga37s-1, 1950 nucleotides. Lineage: Eukaryota; Viridiplantae; Streptophyta; Zygnematophyceae; Desmidiales; Closteriaceae. The record is from the annotation of a GenBank genome assembly.